Messenger RNA from Pundamilia nyererei, 2004 nucleotides. It is a transcript of the gene abcg8, whose product is annotated as ATP-binding cassette, sub-family G (WHITE), member 8. The transcript is spliced from 13 exons. NCBI's taxonomy places the organism in Eukaryota, Metazoa, Chordata, Actinopteri, Cichliformes, Cichlidae. Gene Ontology annotation, molecular function: cholesterol transfer activity; ATP binding; ABC-type transporter activity. The record is from RefSeq and is a predicted model, not a curated record. The coding region runs from base 1 to 2004 and encodes 667 amino acids. Gene Ontology annotation, cellular component: signaling receptor complex; plasma membrane. Gene Ontology annotation, biological process: cholesterol homeostasis; transmembrane transport; cholesterol efflux.
AUGGACAAUGGCAGUGACCUUAUACACACAAACGACUACUCACAGCAUCAAGACAGAGAGUUAUUCUCAUCUGAGGAGGACAGCAGUCUCUACUUCACCUACAGUGGAGGCUGCAAUGUGCUGGAGGUCAAAAACCUUUGCUAUGAGGUGGAUACAGCAGCUCAGAUCCCGUGGUACGAGAGGCUGUCAGAGUUCAAAAUGCCGUGGGAAAUUAAAGGAAAUAAGCAGACAGCCAUCAACAAGCUGAGCCUCACUGUCCACAGCGGACAGAUGCUGGCCCUUAUUGGCAGCUCAGGUUGUGGUAAAACGUCUCUGCUGGACAUAAUAACUUGUCGGGAUGAAGGAGGCAUCAUGAAGUCCGGUGAGAUUCUAAUUAAUGGGAAGCACAACACGCCCCAGCUCGUCAAGAAAAGCAUCGCUCACGUCCGCCAAGACGAUCGGCUUCUUCCUCACCUCACCGUCCGAGAGACUCUCUCCUUUGUUGCCAAACUGAGGUUGCCCACUCACUUCACACAGGCUCAAAGGGACCAGAGGGUGGAUGAUGUUAUCGCAGAGCUGCGGUUGCGGCAGUGUGCACACACCAGGGUGGGAAACAACUACAUCAGGGGGGUUUCUGGUGGAGAGAGGAGGAGAGUCAGCAUAGCUGUCCAGCUUCUCUGGAACCCCGGUAUUUUGAUCCUGGAUGAACCCACAUCCGGUUUAGACAGCUUUACCGCUCAUAACUUGGUGAUCACACUGUCCCGUCUGGCUCGGGGAAAUCGUCUGGUCCUGCUUUCAGUCCACCAGCCUCGAUCAGAUAUCUUUCAGCUCUUCGACCUCGUCGUCCUGAUGUCUUCAGGUUCAGCUGUUUACUGCGGUGCAGCUCGUGAGAUGGUGCCUUACUUCACUGCUCUGGGACACCCCUGCCCACGAUACUGCAACCCCUCUGACUACUAUGUUGAUCUGAUCAGUAUAGACCGGCGCAGUCCAGAGCGAGAAGCCGAGUGUUUGGAGAGGGCCAGAGUUCUGGCUGAGCAGUUCAUGGAAAAGGUUCGUGAUACUGACGACCACAUGUGGAAAGCCGCUGGGACUGAUGUAGCGCAAACCGACAGCCCUCAGCAGCCAAGCAGGAGAAAAGAAGAUGAAGUAAUAACUAUUUCCAGGCAUGAAAACAGACUGCCAGGCAAACUACACCAGUUUAACACCCUCAUCAAGCGUCACAUGUAUAAUGACUUCAGAGACCUGGUCACCCUAUUAGUUCACGGCUUCGAGGCCCUCCUCAUGUCGCUGCUGGUCGGCUCUCUCUACUACGGGGCAGGAGAAACCCGCCUGUCCAUUCAGGACACCGUGUCUCUUCUCUACAUGAUCGGAGCUCUCACCCCAUUUGCUGUGGUGCUGGACGUCAUAGCUAAAUGUCACACAGAGAGAGCCAUGCUUUACCACGAGCUGCAGGACGGCAUGUACUCUGUGACCUCUUACUUCUUUGCCAAGGUUUUGGGGGAGUUACCAGAACACUGUGUGUUCACAUUAGUCUAUGGUCUGCCCAUCUAUUGGCUGGCAGGACUUAACAAGGCGCCAGACCGUUUCCUUCUGAACUUCUUGUUAGUGUGGCUCAUGGUUUACUGCAGCCGGGCCAUGGCUCUGUUUGUAGCUGCUUUGCUUCCCACCCUGCAGACUUCUGCCUUCAUGGGCAAUUCUUUGUUCACCGUCUUCUACUUGACUGCAGGCUAUGUUAUCAACCUGGAGAAUUUGUGGCUUGUGGCAUCAUGGCUCUCUUAUGCCUCAUUCAUGCGCUGGGGUUUUGAGGGCAUGCUGCAGGUGCAGUUCAGAGGCAACGAGUAUUCCGUCACCAUUGCAAACAUGUCUAUCAAUGUUGAUGGCAUACACGUCGUGGAGGCCCUGCACAUGAACCAGUACCCGCUGUACUCUUGCUACUUGGUCCUACUUGGAGUCUGUCUGGGCUUCAUGGUGCUCUAUUUCCUGUCCCUAAAAUUCAUCAAGCAGAAGUCCAGUCAAGACUGGUGA